This is a messenger RNA of Archocentrus centrarchus (flier cichlid), 508 nucleotides long. Its product is annotated as C-C motif chemokine 13-like. Gene Ontology annotation, molecular function: chemokine activity. Gene Ontology annotation, biological process: immune response. The transcript has 3 exons. Gene Ontology annotation, cellular component: extracellular region. NCBI's taxonomy places the organism in Eukaryota, Metazoa, Chordata, Actinopteri, Cichliformes, Cichlidae. The coding region runs from base 56 to 370 and encodes 104 amino acids. The record is from RefSeq and is a predicted model, not a curated record.
GCAAGCGAGCAGGCCAGAGAGACAAAGAGAAGCAGACAAGACGACGAAGAAGAAGAUGAUGAUGAUGAUGAUGAAGAACCCGGUCAUUCUGAUGGCCUGCAUCUUUCUUUUGUCAUCGCUCGUUAUAUCUGACAACACCUUUGGUCCAGAUAAAUGCUGCUUUCAGUUCAUCAAGGAACGUCUGCCAAAGACCAAAGUGUUGAGCUUUGAAUACACAGACAAGCGGUGUGCGAUGGAAGGAGUGCUCCUUAGGAUGCUGAAGGGUAAACAAAUCUGUGCCGAUCCAACCAUGCAGUGGGUUAAGAGGAUCAUGAAAGUGGUCGGGACUAGGAAUGAUACCAGCUCUGUGCUCGAAGGAUCUGUACAGUGAACACUAUAACUGAGUGACCUUCUGAGCCAAGUUUUCUAUUUUCAUACCUUAUCUGUGCUUCUGCAGAAUUAUACAGAAUAAUAUUUGUAGUAGCUUAAAGAUUAAAUCCAAAUGACCAACUUAAAUUACUUAUUUUUU